This is a messenger RNA of Nerophis lumbriciformis (worm pipefish), 3505 nucleotides long. Its product is annotated as probable polypeptide N-acetylgalactosaminyltransferase 8. Gene Ontology annotation, biological process: protein O-linked glycosylation. Gene Ontology annotation, cellular component: Golgi apparatus. Gene Ontology annotation, molecular function: polypeptide N-acetylgalactosaminyltransferase activity. The record is from RefSeq and is a predicted model, not a curated record. NCBI's taxonomy places the organism in Eukaryota, Metazoa, Chordata, Actinopteri, Syngnathiformes, Syngnathidae.
GUGUUCAGUUAAAAGGUCACAGUUAGAGAGCGCGUGCCCUCCCACUUCAUUGUAACAGGUUUAUCAUGGCAUCAGAGGUGCGAGACACCUUAAAUAAAACCAUCAGGUUGUCACUGAGCAUGGUCCGAAUUUAGAAAUGUAGAUUUGGGAGGAGGGUUAGGAGGACUGCGAUAAAAGGCAAAAGGUGUCUGUCUCUUUUGAGGGUUUCGCUACUUCCAGUCCAAACCAAACUGACGUCCCAAUGAGGUCCGGUUGGCUCAAAGGAUUAUUGCUGGCCGUCUUUGUGACGGCGGCCCUCCUGUUCCUGAGCUCCAUUGGAAGCCACAAGAGGGACAACUACGACAACUCCAUCAGGGAGAAAAAGAUGUGGCAGAAGUUGGAGCAGGGCAUGGACCGGCUACUCGACCUGGUGGAGAAACUUGAACCAAAAGAGUCGUCAAUCCAGCAGAAGCAAGUCAAAGUAGUUAAGAAGGUGGCGGGGAAGAAACUCUUCCCCAACUCAGGUCUGUUCAAGACGUGGGGCGAUGGGAUGUCGGAGGAAGAGCAGAAAGAGGCAGAGAACCUGUUCGGCAGAUUCGGUUACAACGCCUUCCUCAGCGACAGGCUCCCGCUCAACAGGGAGAUACCCGACACAAGGCCGGCCAGAUGUGCUGAAAAGAAGUACCCGGAUGAUCUACCCAGCUUGAGUGUGGUGUUGAUCUACCUGGACGAAGCUCUGUCCGUCAUCAAGCGAGCCAUUCGUAGCAUCAUCGACAAGACACCCGCUCGUCUCCUGAAAGACAUCAUACUGGUGGACGACCACAGCACCAACGAGGACCUGAAGGAGAAGCUGGAAGCGUACAUCAACGUCAUCCACGAGGAACGUCCGGGCCUGAUCAAGAGAAUCCAGCACACUGAGCAACUGGGCCUCACUCAGGCCAGACUGUCGGGAUGGAAGGUGGCCACGGGCGAUGUGGUGGCCAUUUUGGAUGCCCACAUUGAAGUCCACGUGCAAUGGGCAGAACCAUUGCUGGCUCGCAUCAAGGAGGACCGAACUGUCAUUGUGACACCCGUCUUUGAUAAAGUCAAUUAUGAUGACUUGAAGGUGACCCGCUACGGUCCUGCUGCCGAUGCCUUUGACUGGGCCCUGUGGUGCAUGUACGAGUCCUUCAGGCCUGAGUGGUACGAGCUCAAGGAUGAGUCGCAGCCUGGCAAGAGUCCGUCUGUCAUGGGGAUACUUGUCGCAGAUAGCAAGUUCUUUGGAGAGAUCGGAAGUCUGGACGGAGGAAUGAAGAUAUACGGUGGUGAGAAUGUCGAGCUGGGCAUUCGGGUUUGGCUGUGCGGUGGCAGCGUGGAAAUCGUCCCUUGCUCCAAAAUCGCACACAUCGAGCGUGCGUCCAAGCCGUACCUGCCGGACUUGAGCGUCACCAUGAAGCGCAAUGCACUGCGGGUGGCCGAGGUGUGGAUGGACGAAUACAAGUACAACGUCAACAUCGCAUGGAACCUUCCACUGGAGAAUCACGGCGAGGACAUCGGCGAUGUGUCUGAGAGGAAGAAGCUGAGGGAGAAGCUGAAGUGCAAGCCCUUUAAGUGGUACCUGGAGAACGUUUACCCCAUGUUGGACCCUCUCGCCGACUUGUUGGCGUAUGGAGCAUUGAUAAACAAGCUGAAGCCGGAUCUCUGCAUUGACCAAGGUCCAGUUCCAGGCAGCACACCCAUUCUCUACUCAUGCCACUACUUCGCCCCUCAGCGCUGCUACUACCGCACCAACGGACAACUUUACAUCGGUGGCAUCAAGUCCCACAAGUACAACAACAACCGCUGCCUGGUGGAUCCCGGCAAAGGCAUCUACCCGGCGCUGUACGACUGCAAGAUGGCCGCUGAGAAGAAGUUCCACAUGUUGUGGGACUUCCAACAGGGAACGUCCAUCCAGAACAGGGAGACAAAGAGGUGUCUGGAGAUCGCCACGGGUCAAGACGGCUACUACGAGCUUAUCAUUCAGCGGUGCACCGGUCAGAUCUGGAACAUACAGAAUUACAUCAAAGAGAGGGAAGUAAAGAAGGGUCAGAUCCAGCAGGCAAGGUAACAAUUCAGGGGUUUUGGGGGGGGAGCAGAGAAGUCACUUUUUGCACUGGAUGACUCACAUGGAUCACAAAAUUAUCAUUAUUGUUUUCUGUUAUAAAAAAGUAGCAGGUGUUACCCUGCACACUUAAAUGAACAGUAAAGUAUCAUCAGCAAGAGACAUUUUUACAUAGUAAAAGCCUUUAUAAGACAAAAAAAUGCAGCAGAACCUGAAAGUCAGAGCUAAACAGCACAACUACCUGAGCUUGAGCUAUAUUGUAACUAUAAUUACAAUUACAUUCCAUAUUACACAUCAACUUCCUAUCAGGGCCACCCCUCCUAAUUUGCCGUGGAUAGGGCACCACGAUCCGUUGGGGGAUCCCGUUUGUGCAUCUAAAAUCUCGUGGGGUUCCCCAGGACUUGAUUUUGGACCCCUAUUGUUCAACUUGUACAUGCUGCCAUUUGGCCAGCUAAUACGCAACUCCAAUGCGUCUUACCACGACUAUGCAGAUGACGCUCAGAUCUACGGGUCACUGAUGGCAGCUGAACGUCGGCAUGUUGAGUCACUUUGUCGUUGCAUAGGACAGAUCGUUGUGUGGAUGCAAAACAUUUUUUUCUCAGCUAAACUCAGAAAGAACUGAAAUCAUUGUCUUUGGUCCAUAGAAGCAAAAAAUAAACUAUUAUUAGUCACCUUGAGACCCGCUUACUGAAACCUAAUAAUCAGGUUACAAAUCUAGGGUUGAUAAUGAACUCAGACUUGAACUUUAACAGCCACAUAAAGUGAAUAUCAUUUAACACCUGAAGAACAUUGCCAAAAUCAGAGGAAUAAUGUCUAGACAGACUUAGAAACACUAAUCCGUGACUUUGUCUCCAGCAGGUUAGACUACUGUAAUGGCCUUCUCACUGGGCUCUCUAAACCAGCUGUAAAGCAGCUGCAGUACAUUCAGAAUGCUGCUGCUAGAGGCAUGACUAGAAUCAGGAAAUACGACCAUAUUAGUCCAGUGCUUUGGUCACUGCACUAGCUUCCUGUUGCUCAGACAAGUAGUUUCAUGGUCUUGUGCCAAAGUAUAUCUCUGACAUUUAGAACCAUUUUGGGCUCUGAGAACUUCAGGGAGUGAUCUCCUGCUGGUGCCUAGAGUCAGGACUAAACAUGGUGAAGCUGCAUUUCAGUUUUAUGGUCUUAAAAUGUGGAAUAGAUUUCCAGAAGAUGUGAGACAUGCCUCAAAGUUGGCAAUGUUCAAUUCCAGGCUGAAAACACUUAUUUAAUUGUGCAUAUGACAACUGAAAGUAUUUUAUCUACACUAUUGGAUUGAUUUUAAUUAUGAUUAUUUUUUAUGAUGAUUAUUUUUUAUUAUUUUAAUUUCAAUCAUGAUCAUUUUAAUUAUUUUAUUUUUUACUUUGCCUUUGAAUUGUCUUGUGUACGAAUUGUACUCCAUAAAUAAACUUGCCUUGCCAAAAAUGCCAA